UAAAGUCUUGAUCUUUUUCCCCUCAAUAGUCGGGGGCAUAAAUGUAAGAUGCUAUUAUUUAACUCUCUGACUGGUGCGUCUCACUCUCCCUUCGCCUGUCUAUUUUAGCUAGGCCUCCCCCUUCUUCUCUUCUUCUUACAAUGAUGAUGAAGGUUCGAUUGAGUCAGACGCAGAUCACAUCUUAAUCCAAAGAGAUCUCAUACCAACAAUCUGCUUUUUUUCGUUUUCCCACCGCAAAAUAAACCCUUUAAAAGUUCAGGUUUUGACAAGUUUUUAAGAUUCCCCGAGUUGGGAUUUUUCUUCCUAAAGUUUGUUGGAUUCAAAGGAGUUUGCUAGUGAGUAAAGGGAGUGUAUCGGAGGUUGUUAAUGGGAAGCAUAAAGAGCAGUCUAAAGAAUCUAAAUGCUAUAAAUUUGAUCAUCGGUUAUGUCCCAGUACCAAGGGGAUGAAAUGGAUCACGUGGUUGAUGACUAUGAGAUCGCAGAAGUAGAUGAUGAUGUCUAUUUUCAUGGCAGAUUCAUGGCUGAUUCAGAGUCAGAGGAUGAUGAUGAUGAUGAUGAAUAUGAUCAUUUGGAUAAUAAGAUAACGGAUACAUCUGCUGCAGAUGCUCGGAAGGGAAAGGAUAUCCAGGGAAUUCCUUGGGAAAGAUUGAGCAUUUCCCGAGAGAAGUACCGACAAACUAGGUUAGAGCAGUACAAGAACUAUGAAAACGUACCUCAAUCAGGAGAAAGUUCAGAGAAGGAAUGCGAACCUAUUAAGAAAGGGGGGAUGUUUUAUGAGUUCUGGCACAACACCAGAUCAGUGAAAUCUACAAUCCUUCAUUUCCAAUUGCGAAACUUGGUUUGGUCAACAUCAAAGCAUGAUGUCUACCUCAUGUCACAUUACUCCAUCGUUCACUGGUCAUCAUUAAGUUGCAAAAAAAAUGAAGUCCUUAAUGUUUCUGGGCAUGUGGCACCUUGUGAGAAACACCCGGGAAGCCUCUUAGAAGGAUUCACACAAACUCAAGUUAGUACACUGGCAGUAAAGGAUAGGUUGUUGAUUGCUGGGGGGUUCCAGGGAGAACUAAUUUGCAAGUAUUUGGAUCGACCAGGUGUUAGCUUCUGCUCCAGAACGACCUAUGAUGAUAAUGCCAUCACAAAUGCAAUUGAGAUUUAUGAAUGUCCCAGUGGUGCAGUUCAUUUCAUGGCUUCAAAUAAUGACAGUGGAGUGAGAAACUUUGACAUGGAGAGAUUUCAGCAAACUAAGCAUUUCUGCUUUGAUUGGCCUGUGAAUCACACCUCAUUGAGUCCUGAUGGUAAGCUUCUUGUCAUUGUCGGUGACAACCCCGACGGGAUACUGGUGGAUUCUCAAACAGGAAAGCCCAUUAUGUCUUUAUGCGGGCACGUGGAUUUCUCAUUUGCAUCUGCUUGGCAUCCUGAUGGCCGCAUUUUUGCCACGGGGAACCAAGACAAAACCUGUCGUAUUUGGGAUGCUCGGAACUUGUCAAAGUCUGUUGCUGUGCUGAAGGGCAAUCUAGGAGCCAUUAGAUCAAUUCGUUUUACAUCUGAUGGGCAGUUCAUGUCAAUGGCAGAGCCAGCAGACUUUGUGCAUGUCUAUGAUGCGAAGAAUGGGUUUGAGAAAGAGCAGGAGAUCGACUUUUUUGGGGAGAUAUCUGGUGUGUCUUUUAGCCCUGAUACAGAAUCCCUCUUCAUUGGAGUGUGGGAUCGCACCUAUGGAAGCCUCCUUCAGUACAACCGACGCAGGAGUUACUCAUAUGUCGACUCCCUCAUGUGAUUAUCAGUCUGCAUCUGCAAUUUCCUAUGAACAUGAGGAUGCUAGAUCUGACAAUAAUGUACAUGAUGAUGGUCACAUACCUCAUGUUACUCUGCAGUAGAGAAGAAAUUGAGAAGAGACUUUCUACUGUUAUAGUUUCUUGUUGUGAAAUAAUGUCGGGUGGCGUAGUGUGAGAGGGAAGAAGUUGGAGAGAAGGGCAUGGGGCAUACGAGAGCUUUACUAAAUUUAUAUAGUAAAGCUGUUAUAUAUAUAGAACGGGCUGUUUGAUACAGAUUUCAAUGCUUUUUUAAAGUAUUUUUUAUUUGAAAAAAAUAUUAAAUUGAUGUUUU
Molecule: messenger RNA, 2100 nt
Organism: Populus trichocarpa (black cottonwood)
Lineage: Eukaryota; Viridiplantae; Streptophyta; Magnoliopsida; Malpighiales; Salicaceae
Exons: 12
Coding region: 425-1771 (448 amino acids)
Molecular function (GO): protein binding
Source: RefSeq, a predicted model, not a curated record